AGAGCAUCUCCCUACUUCCGGUGUAGGUUGCUACUAUCCUACAACUCACGUCAGAUAAGAAAGUCGUAGCGAUUCGGACAUCAAAGAUGUUGGCCCUGAUAAACAGGCUUUUGGACUGGUUCCGAUCCCUUUUCUGGAAAGAAGAGAUGGAACUUACACUCGUGGGACUUCAGUAUUCCGGGAAGACCACCUUCGUCAAUGUGAUUGCUUCAGGCCAGUUCAGUGAAGACAUGAUUCCUACGGUUGGAUUCAACAUGCGGAAAGUCACAAAAGGCAACGUGACUAUUAAGAUAUGGGAUAUAGGCGGGCAGCCCCGCUUCAGAAGCAUGUGGGAACGCUACUGUCGAGGAGUGAAUGCUAUUGUGUAUAUGGUGGACGCAGCAGAUCGAGAAAAGAUAGAAGCGUCCCGAAAUGAGCUCCACAACUUGUUGGACAAACCACAACUACAAGGAAUUCCAGUUCUAGUGCUAGGCAACAAGAGAGACUUGCCCAACGCCCUGGAUGAGAAGCAGCUUAUUGAAAAGAUGAACCUAUCUGCCAUUCAGGAUCGGGAAAUCUGCUGCUACUCGGUAUCCUGCAAAGAGAAAGACAACAUCGAUAUUACACUACAGUGGCUCAUCCAGCACUCAAAGUCACGGAGAAGCUGAUUAAAUGCAGCUGUGCCCUCAGUCCCAGAUGCUUCUGGGUCGUCCAUAGUCAUCCCCUCAACUGCCUCUGUGAAGUACUUCAGCUCUUUCUGCCUACAACCGCCGCACGCCUGCACCACCAGUCUCUACUACCGUAACUGUGUAGCCUCUGUACAGCAUUAUUAGGCACAUUCUUUUUCGGAGUCCUGAAAAGUUAUCAAUGCUUUGCAAGGUGGAUUGUUCAAGCUCAUCAUGCCUUACUCCCCGACCUUAUGCACAUUCUUCCGCACAGGAGUCAAAUGACGCUGCAGUGUUCUAUUGUCAAAAUUCCCCUAAGAACAUCACCUAACAUGUUCUUUUCAUAGUGUUUACAGUGCAAUUGUCAUUUUUAAUAAUGUUUGCCUAAUAAGGAUUGCGCUAAUGCCUUCAAUCAACAAUGAAUCUUAGCAAUGUAGCUUUCAGGUACUUGUCAGUAAGCAUGGAAUUACUUAAUUUACUACAAGGCUUGAAUUCAAGUUUGUAUAAAGAUGAGUAGAAAAUACAAAGGUGAGUGUUGUUGUCUGAGGCAGAAUUAGGCCUGCAGAGUUUUAAGUGCCUUUUGGCUGAAUGAAAGCUCCAAUUAGACAGUCAUUGCCCAAAGCUAUGUCUCAUGAUACACCAUUAUGAAAUUAUUGCAGACCAACUUCAAUGACUUGAUUACACAAGAACCAUCUCUUGGAAAUCUUAUGUAUAACCACCUAACAUCAGUGGGAAGAUAUCAGCACUAACAAUGCAAACAAACUGAGAAAAUGUUACAUUUCCGCCAGUUAAUGGAUUACAAGUCUUAUUGCCUUUUAUGUGAGGGGAAAACUUUAAUAGGUCUUUUAAAAAUAUUGGAAAUCUAACAUGGAUGUACCCAAGUUGCUGGUUUUAAAAUCUUGAUUUCGUUCUAGUUGAACAACAGAAAGCUAGUGUUCAUCAAGAUCUAUUAGUACGACAGUGAGAUCAAAUGCGUUGGACGAUCAUUUGAAGUCUUGACAUCUGUAAAUGCCACAAGACUGAAAAAUUGUCGUUUACGUUCGGUAUCAGCACUGUUUCGUCCCAUUUAUCAAAGUCACAUUCAAAUCAUUUAUGUUAAUCCGCUCCAUUCUUGCAGUCGGCGUGAUGUCACGAUGAUGUCAUCUCGCAUAGCAACGUGUCGCCAUUUUGAGAGGAGGGCACGCACAGGUAAACAUCCGUAGACAAACGUCUGAAAUUCAUAUAUUUCAGCUGUGUUUAGCGUCUUUUUUUUUUUUUUUAUAAAAACGUCUUAAACAUGAAUUAUUAUUAUCAUGAAUCACUGCCGACAGACGCGAGGAGGCGAUACAAAUAAAGACCGCAAAUAAGACAAAAAUUCAACGCGUUUGUACUACAAUGCACGACAGCGCAACUGUUUGUGACUCGUGUUUUGCCCCCAUUUCAAUAUGGCGACGCUCUGUUGUGGCUGGUGACGCCAUUAAUGCCCUGAUGUCCGACUGCAACAAUGCUAGCUAACUGGUUACAUCCAAUUUCUCUGUCACAGACGGCAUUUACUCAUAUGGUCAUCUUGUCUAUGCAGUCAUCACAUGCUCCUUGUUGUCCUAUGUCUGUUAGUGAUGAUCAGAAUACUAAUUUUCAGGAGUGAAGGGCUGUAUAGUUGUGCGAUUAAGUAAACUGGGGGAAGAAAAAGCUUUGUUAAUUGUGUAAUAUUAUAGCAAUUUGUAUGUGCAUGUGCUAAUGUUAUUCACAUUCAAUUGCAGACUUUGUAAAUAAGAAUUUGACAUUUUUAUUCCAAAAAAAGCUCUUGUAGAUGUCAUGCAUUCUUUCCAUGUGAUUGCUAAAUAAAAUUGUUUUAUUUGUUGUUGUUUUUUUAAAUGGGGUUUUCUUGUCUCAAUCAGAUGUCUGUUAAAACAUUCGCCACUAGGUGGGAGCAGAGGACUAUUACGCUUGCGUGCACAGGUACACGCACACACAAGUUUGAUGUUGCAGCCAAAGUCU
This is a messenger RNA of Corythoichthys intestinalis (scribbled pipefish), 2621 nucleotides long. RefSeq names its product ADP-ribosylation factor-like protein 8B. Gene Ontology annotation, molecular function: GTP binding; GTPase activity. The coding region runs from base 87 to 647 and encodes 186 amino acids. NCBI's taxonomy places the organism in Eukaryota, Metazoa, Chordata, Actinopteri, Syngnathiformes, Syngnathidae. Gene Ontology annotation, biological process: anterograde axonal transport; protein transport. Gene Ontology annotation, cellular component: lysosomal membrane. The record is from RefSeq and is a predicted model, not a curated record. The transcript is spliced from 7 exons.